AUGCUUCACGGCUUUUCCUGGGGAGGGCUCGUCGCCCGAGCAAGUCUCCUUGCCUCAUCCACAACCCAUCUCGGAGCUCGAGAGGCUGAUACAUACACUGAAAAGGCCUCCAUCUCUAUCCAGAGGCUAAACGACGACUGGUACAACGCUGCCACCGGAAUCUGGGACGGCGCGUGGUGGAAUAGCGGGAGUGCCAUGGCAACACUCGCCGAUUUCACGAUGCUGAGGCUAGAUGAGGCCAAUCGGCUCAACCUUGGAGGAAUUAUGAGGACUACCUUUAAUAAUGCCCAGAAAACCCAGGUGAAAACUCUCAAAACAAUGACCAACGGGCUGGUUUUCUCCACAUACUGCAUCGAUUCCGACUCGGGCUGCAUGGCCAAGCGGGACUUUCUGGGCAAGCGAGGUUUUGACGAUUUCAUCAAUGAAUUUUAUGAUGAUGAAGGUUGGUGGGCGUUGGCUUGGAUUCGGUGUCACGACGCCGCGGGCGAUGCUGACUUCCUAGAAGCGGCAAUUGACCUUUUUAAUGAUAUGGGAACGGGCGCGGGUACACCCUGCGGCGGUGGCAUUUACUGGAACAAAGACCGGAAAUAUGUCAACGCCAUAGCCAACGAGCUGUACCUUUCCGUUGCCGCCUCUCUGGCGAGGCGAGUCCCUGGCAACACCACUUAUCUGGAGAUUGCCAAGAAGCAGUGGAAAUGGUUCGAGGCCAGCGGCAUGAUCAACAAGAACGGUCUUAUUAAUGAUGGCCUGAACGGUUGCAAGAACAACGGCCUUCAGACAUGGAGUUACAACCAGGGCGUCAUCCUCGGUGGACUCGUCGAGCUUGCACUAGCGACUGGUGACGGGGCUCUAAUUGAGAAGGCGCACCGAAUCGCAUACGCAGCCAUCAAGGAACUUACCAACGACGACGGUAUCCUCAUCGAGACGGACGACUGUGAGCUCAAGGACGGCCACUGUGGCCGAGAUGGACAACAGUUCAAGGGCAUCUUCAUUCGAAACAUCCACUAUCUUCACAAGGUCUCGCCAAAGGACCUAUAUCGCAGGUUGAUCAUUAAGAAUGCAGACUCGAUAUGGAAGAACAACCGGAAUAAGCGUAACCAGCUGGGUGUCGCCUGGACAGGUCCAUACAUCGAUGCCACAGGGCCUUCACACAGCAGCGCCUUGGACGUUCUCGUGGCGGCUAUUGGAGUGGCCCAGUGA
Molecule: messenger RNA, 1200 nt
Organism: Fusarium keratoplasticum
Lineage: Eukaryota; Fungi; Ascomycota; Sordariomycetes; Hypocreales; Nectriaceae
Exons: 2
Coding region: 1-1200 (399 amino acids)
Biological process (GO): carbohydrate metabolic process
Source: RefSeq, a predicted model, not a curated record